AUGUCUUCUACUCGCUCUUCAUCCCCCUCAGAGGCCUCCUUCGCUUCCUUCUCCUCUUUCUCCUCAGGCCUUUACGUGCCUGUGCAUAAGCGUGGACGAAGCGCAAGCGGAAGCAGUUUCACUUCAACGGCUACAAGUUGGAGAUCGCGCUCCCCAGCGUGCUCUGAACGAUCAAUGUGCCAGGAGCCAGAACUCGUGGUUUCUCAACCAGAACCUGAAGUCGUCGUCGAGCCUUCUCGAUUCUACACCGUCGAUUUCUUAAUCUCUCUUGCUCCGUCCCCCCUCUCCCGCAUCUCCCCCGAGACUCGCGAAGUGCUCCGGGCCAAUGUUCCUCAAAUUGUGAUGAACAGGCGCCAGCGCAAGUACAACGAGUUCUUCAACGGCAUGGGAUUGAAGGAGGGUGCCGGCGCUGCGAAGAAGGAGGCAGUCAAGGCCAAGGCUACCGGAAAGGACACUUCUGCAAAGAAGCCCGCCACUUCCGCUGAGGGCAACACCAAGACGUCGAAAGGACGUCAAAACACUGGCAAGAAGGCGACUGGCAAUGCCAAGACUCAGUCAACCGGCCCCGCCAAGGCUCCUGUCAACGCGCCUGCCCCUCGAGUCUCCCCCCUGUCUUUCUCCGCCGCCGCCAAGGCUUCCACCGGUGGAGCUGCCAACAUCCUCGCUCCUGUCAAUGGAACCAGCUGGAGGGGCAGAGCCAUCCGUGGCCCGUCCCCCGCAGCCGGAUUCACUAUCCGGGUACCGAUCGCUGCUGCGUGA
Molecule: messenger RNA, 759 nt
Organism: Pleurotus ostreatus (oyster mushroom)
Lineage: Eukaryota; Fungi; Basidiomycota; Agaricomycetes; Agaricales; Pleurotaceae
Exons: 2
Coding region: 1-759 (252 amino acids)
Source: RefSeq, a predicted model, not a curated record